Triticum aestivum (bread wheat) is the source of this 4217-nucleotide messenger RNA. Its product is annotated as disease resistance protein Pik-1. The transcript is spliced from 8 exons. The coding region runs from base 588 to 3890 and encodes 1100 amino acids. Gene Ontology annotation, molecular function: ADP binding. NCBI's taxonomy places the organism in Eukaryota, Viridiplantae, Streptophyta, Magnoliopsida, Poales, Poaceae. The record is from RefSeq and is a predicted model, not a curated record. Gene Ontology annotation, biological process: defense response to other organism.
AGAGAGGGCAAGAGGAGGGGGAAAUAUCAGGGUAAAAAGAUGUGGCUGAGAAGACGGAGCACCUCCCGUCUACAGCGUGGUUCAGAAAACAAACACAGGGUUUUCGCCUGUGGGAGCGGCGUGCUUCCAGGCAGUUUCCGACCAAUAAUGCAUGCAUGCACUGUCUCAGGAGUCAGGAGUGACCCGUCCCACAGUGCAACCUCAUCAUUCAUCAAAGCGGCCAGAUCUCAAGAACGAGUUAGGGGCACCUCCAUCUCAUUCUCACCCGUCACCACUCACCACCAUUGCUCUUGCUCCACCAAAACCCACCAACCAUGGCGCCUGUGUAGCCGUCCCACGCUUGCUCGUCUCGUCCCGCUCCCAGCAAGCACGCCCGCAGGGGCGGCGCGCAGACCUAGCUAGCAUUUGGAUUUUGGAGGCGGUCGCUGCCUGAAGUGAAGAGCCUGCCGGUGCAGCUUGGGGAUCUUUUCUGGGAGCUCCUUGGUGUUGGAUCUGACGGCGAGGGUGCCUUGCGCAGCUAUGCUCUGCUUGGUUGUAUACAGGUUUUCUUCCUAGAGGAUCCAUACAUUGAGAUUUGAGAGCCAACCAUGGUGAUGGAGGUGGUAACCGGUGUCAUGGGAAGACUACUUCCCAAGCUGGUCGAGCUGGUCGCGGGUGAGUACAAGCUACAGAAGGGCGUCAAGGAAGACGUUGAGUCCCUUAAGAAAGAGAUGGAGAGCAUGCACACUGCCCUUACAGAGGUGGCGGAGGUGCCAAGGGACAGCCUUAAUCGGCAGGUCAAGAUCUGGGCAGAUGAACUGAGGGAGCUGUCGUACGACAUGGAGGAUGUCGUUGACAACUUUCUGCUGUACGUCGAGGGAUCUGAUCCAGCAGCCAACUCGAACAAGCUCAAAUGCCUAAUGGAGAUGAUGACCGGCUAUUUCACCAAAGCCAGCGGCCGCCAUCAGAUCGCCAAUGACAUUAAGGCUCUCAAGAAACUUGCCGAAGAGGUGGCUGCCCGGCGUGCCAGAUGCCAAGUCGGCGGUGUUGUUGUCAAUCCAGCUAACAAAUCCAAGGUUGACCCUCGUAUGCUGGCUUUGUACAAGGAUCAGCAAGAGCUCGUUGGCAUUGAAGCCGCUCGGAUUGAGCUAACCAAGAGGCCGGCACUUGGUGAUGGGAAUGUGUCAAAUCAGCAGCUCAAGAUAGUCUCUAUUGUCGGACCUGGAGGACUCGGCAAGACAACUCUUGCCAAGGCAGUGUACGACAGUCUUGAAACGCAAUAUGUUCACAAAGCUUUUGUUCCGGUGGGUCGAAAUCCUGAAGUGAGCAAAGUUCUCAAGGACAUCCUCUUGGAACUGCGCGUGCGUACCAGCGAUGUAGCCACACUGGAUGAAAGACAACUUGUCGAAAAACUCCGAGAACAACUUCAGAAUGUCAGAUAUAUAUUCCUUAUCCAAGUGGCUGGUACUUCAUCGUGGCGAGUAAUCAAAUGUGCUUUGUUUGAUAACAAUCAUGGAAGUCGAGUAAUCACAACUACUCGCAAUCAGGAAGUCGCAGAAAACACCGGUGAUGUCUACAAGCUAAAACCACUUUCUCAUGAUUUGUCUGAAGAACUAUUCAAUAAAAGAUUAUUUGGUGGUAAAGAAAAUUGGCAGACUUCCGAGGUAUCAAAAAAAUUUCUACAGAAAUGUGGUGGUGUGCCGCUCGCUAUCAUUGCAAUAGCUAGUUUCCUGGUUGGUAAACCUGUGGAGGGUUGGUCAACGGUAUACAACUCUAUUGGUUUCAGACAUACAGAUAACACACAUAUUGAUAACAUGAGAAAGAUAUUAUUAUUUAGCUAUGAUGAUCUACCUUGUUAUCUAAGGCCUUGUGUAUUGCAUCUGAGCAUAUUUCCAGAGGACGCUUUCAUCAUGAAAGAGACAUUGAUAUGGAUGUGGGUAGCCGAAGGCUUUGUCAGUGAAGAGCCAGGGAAACGGUUAUUUGAGAUUGGAGAAGGAUACUUUGGUGAACUUGUAAAUAGAAGCCUGAUCCUUCCUGUAGAGCACAAAGAAGAGAAUGUCAUAUAUGGUUGCCGUGUUCACGAUAUGGUACUUGAUACAAUUUGUUGGUUGUCAGAGAAAGAAAAUUUUGUUACCAUAGUGGAUAAUAAUGGGAAAUACUCAACUUCAGAAAGCAAUAAUGUUCGUAGGUUAGCUGUCCAAACAAGAGAUGAAGAGCAGCACAACCAUUUUGCCAACACAAGCAUGCCAAAAUUGAGGUCAUGUUAUGCCAGCAGGUGUCAUAAAAGUAUGAUGCCACCACUUUCAAGCUUUCAAGUGCUGCAUGUUCUAGACUUGGAAAACUGCGUAUUUCUGGAAAACUGUCAUCUUAAGCAUCUUGGAAGGUUACAUCUGUUGAGAUACUUGAGUCUGGAGAACACAAGUAUUAGUGAGCUCCCAAAAGAUAUAGGAGAAUUAAAGUUUCUGCAGACACUAGACUUGAGGAACUCCGAGAUAAAAGAAUUGCCACAGGGCAAUAGUUUGCUAAGGAAGCUGAAGCGCCUGCGAGUUGACAGGGACCGCCGGAGCGCUGGUACCAGGGAAGAUGUAGGUAUAAAAGUGCCGAAAUGGAUAGGGAACCUGACAUCCCUGGAAGAGUUAUAUUUGAGUAUAACUGGUGAAUUUUCUACCUUCGUUGAAGAACUCGGUAAGCUGAAAGAGCUGAGGGUGCUGGUCUGUCAUUUAAUGGGAGAUUUGAAUGAGAAGAAAACUUUGGCGGAUUCAUUAAGCGAGCUUGGGAAACUCCAAAUCUUACAUCUUGAGGGCCUGUAUGGGUGGUCGAAAUCGGAGGCAGACACCUACUGGAAAGACUAUAAGCCCCCUCAGCAGCUAGGUGAUCUGUCCAUAUCGACCAGGUUCAGUAGGCUCCCGCCGUGGAUUAAGUCCUCUCUGCUUCCGAACCUCUCCAAACUAAAAAUUGAUGUAUAUCCUAUGAAGAAGCAGGAUGUGAUAAACCUUGGGGGGUUGCCAGAGCUUGUUAAAUUGGAUGAUCUGUGGAUACCGGCAGGCAUGGAGUUUGCUGAUGGUGUGUUCCCCAAGUUGAGGAGCUGCGGGAUAAAUGCACCUUUCUGGUUUCUGCCGGGAAGUAUGAAGAACCUUGAAUCCAUUACGGUGGGCACAAUGCGGAACUUGACGGAGAAGGAUGCCGUCACUGAUUUUGACUUUACUUGUACCCUGAGGAACCUCCCUUUGCUUGUGGUGGUCUUCGCUAAUGUGGAGAAGAUGGAGGCAGCGUUGAGCGGAGCAAUCCACAACCAUCCCAACCGCCCCUUCCUUCAUCUCGGAAAGCAUGCUGAAGACAGGAUGAUGAAAAAAGAACCAGCCUCCCCUCUGCAUCGUGCUGCCAGUGUUGGUACGUCUACUCAGAUAAUCGUGGAAGACGAGGAGGACGAAGGAUCGAGCUCCCAACAGAUAGCACACGAGUCGGACAAGAAACGCAAAGCCAACCACGCCAGUGUUGAUGCAGCAGUGGGGUGGCACGACACUGAUGUUGAUGCAGCAAUGGGGUGGCGCAAAGCCUUCAACGUCCCUCCCAACCGUCCAUCACCAUGGAGCAUCACAACUAACGGUGUCAGCGCCUUCUAUCCAGCGGUCAACUACAAUUAUUUUCAAGACCUCUACGCGAAAGACGAGGAGGAAGAAGAAGAAUCUCAGGCAGAUCAACAGGAACAGCUGGCAGAGGAACACAAAGAAGCCGAGGUCGGGUCAGCAGAGACGACUCCACCAGAGACCCAGAACACAGUCGACGUCGCUAGACUUGCAGAAAGCGGUGAGGCCUCCACCGGUAUGCCUGCUCCUGUGCCGGCUCGACGGAGGAGGAGGCCUUGGGCGUGCUUCGGUUGCCUCAAGUCCGCCGGCAGUUCUUCUCACUAGUGUGGUGCUUCAGAAGAUGGCUCUGGCCGAGAAUGAGGCAAUUGCCUUGCUGUGGUUUGUGAUCGGUUGAACUUUUGUUGGACUUCUUAAACUGUUUGUUGCUACUAUUUGGCAUGUAAUAGGAUAGUGUGAUGCGCCAGGUUUUUUGCCCCGUAGUCUAUGUAUAUGAUGAAGAUCAGGCAUCGACAGCGGGUUUCCCUGGCGGGUUUGGAUUAUCCUUUCCAUUUCCACAUGUUAAUUAAGACUUGGUUGUUUCUUUGUUUGAGGAACGGACUUGGUUGUUUCUGCUAUGCUUAUGCCAAGUAUUGCUAUGCCCAUUUGAGAAAA